GCAGGCAGCGGCUCGGCUCUCAGACUGAAGCAGACAAAGGCGAGGGGAGAGACGGCGUGCCGCUAUCCUGCAGCAUCGACUCACACACUCACAUCCACUCCCCCUCACACAAUCCCUUCACUCCGCAAGCUGCGACGCAGACUAUCCGGAGCUGGUCCACACCACCUCACAUCUGUAACAGCCACCAUAACUUUGUCGUCAUGGAGCUAGACUUUGGACAUUUUGAUGAGAGAGACAAGGCAUCCCGUACCCCACGGGGUGGACGCAUGAACGGACUCCCUAGCCCUACUCACAGUGCCCACUGCAGCUUCUACCGCACGCGCACUCUGCAGGCUCUCACCAAUGAGAAGAAAGCCAAAAAGGUGCGCUUCUACCGCAACGGAGACCGCUACUUCAAGGGCAUCGUGUACGCUAUAGCCAACGACCGGUUUCGCACCUUUGACUCUCUCCUGGCUGAUCUCACACGGUCACUCUCCGACCACAUCAAUUUGCCACAGGGUGUCCGCUUCAUCUUCACCAUUGAUGGAUCACGCAAGAUCGCAACCUUGGAUGAACUAGAGGAAGGGGAAAGCUAUGUUUGUGCAUCAGAGAACUUCUACAAGAAAGUCGAUUACACAAAGAACGUAAACCCCAACUGGUCUGUGAAUGUAAAGGCCUCAGCAAGCCAGAAGAACAUGCAGUCCUUGGCUGCCAAGGCUGCCGGCGAGCCCAGAGAGACCAAGGACUUUGUUCGACCUAAGCUUGUCACAGUGAUGCGCAGUGGUGUGAAGCCACGCAAGGCUGUCCGUGUCCUGCUCAACAAGAAGACAGCACACUCCUUUGAGCAGGUGCUCACCGACAUCACAGAGGCUAUUAAGCUUGAAAGUGGCGUGGUUAAGAGGAUCUACACAAUUGAUGGCAAGCAGGUAACUUGCCUUCAAGAUUUCUUUGGUGAUGAUGAUGUCUUCAUUGCUUGUGGACCAGAAAAAUUCCGCUAUGCACAAGAUGACUUUUCCCUGGAUGAGAAUGAAUGCAGGGUGAUGAAGGGACCCAAACCCCCACGUGGUUCAGCAAAGAGCCCUGGUCCAAUAAGGCGCUGCAAGUCUCCUGCUGAAUCAACCAAUGGGACAGGAUCCAGCAGCCAGAUGUCCACUCCGAUUUCCAAGCAUUCCCCAACAUCUACCCCUACAAGUCCUGGCCUCAACAACAAGCAGAAGGAUCUCUACCUGCCAUUAUCUCUGGAUGAUGAAGAUUCUCUUGGUGAAUCGAUGUAGACUCUCCUCAUGCAGCCACCCUCCAUUUUUGGCCUGAAACAGCGAAGUUUUAUACCUCUGCUGCUUUUCACCUUCACUUACAGUGCCACCUGUUGAGGAAACCGCGCUCUCUUUUAAGGCCUUAGCCACAAUGGUUAUGACACAAUUUGCUGCUUGUGAAACUGUUUUUAAAUCCUGCUUUGACCACAUUAACUAUUUCACUAAUAAUCCGGCAUGUUUCUUGGUGAAGGAUAGCUGCUAGUUUGUCAAAAGGGCACACAAUUCACGGAUACAGAUUUUAUGGUUUUAAUGGGGGGAACAGUCACUUUUGUUAAACAUUUAGAUAAAGCCACACUCUGAAUUUAAAAUUUCACUCAGAAUUCCAAGCAGCAAAUGGAUCAUUUUAGAGGCGUUAGCCAAAACUGGCUCAAUAUUUUUUAUUUUAUUAUUAUCAAUAAACAUGUUUGUGAUGUUCCUCCAUUUCCUCCUGUCCUUCUGCCCAGUAGUCAAAGGAGUGAAAGGUAAUUGUCCAUUGUCACAGGAGGUCUACUCAGCCAGACUGGGUCUUUCUAACCUGCUGUAAAUACUGUGUAUAGCCAUCCACUAUAACAUCUCUGCUCAGUGUUCAUUGCUGUGCUUCCAUAAUGUCACUAAAAUGUCUAACAUUUGCUAAACAUUUUACAGGGUAUGGUCAAAAUAAAAGAAAAACCAAAAUGAAUUCCUGCCAGUAAGAGGAAGGAUGUGUGGGACGCUGUCAAUGACUGAAGAGGAUUACUUGACUGAGGAUGUAUUGCGAAAACUGUUCACCAUAUUCAUGAAGGCAUUUAAAUCUACAGUAUGUGUCAGAAAUAAUUAAUAUUUGUCCAAUCAGAUUCAAGCAAAUAAUGUAAAAGCAAGGCACCCCACAUAUCUUCAUGUUGGUGUUUCUUCUAUUUUGACUCAAUGCAUAGAUGGUGAGUUAUGCAGUGGUGUGUACCCUCUGUGUUUUCACAAACUGCAGUGCAUGUUAAUGAAUAAUAAUGAAACUUGUCUUGUAAAGAGCUGAAUUGAAGGACCUAAUCGUGCAUAAAAACAACCAAAGGACAAAGUAGGCCCUUUAUAGUGAAACCAUCCUGCAUUCAGUAUACAGUUUAUUAGGACUCCCUUUUUAGGUCAGUUUACCAGUUAUCCCUUCUUUUUGACAUUGAUUUCUCCACAGCUUGUGCUGACCUUACAUAGUUGGUGAGAUAAGACUCUGAAAGCCAAAGUAUGCUUUUUAAUUUGAUUUUUUUUUAAACAAGAAUGACAGGGGGUAUUGUAUUAGUUAUACAAAUUCUGGAGGAGGCAGAGAUUAAAGAUGAAAUUGUCUUCAUCUAAGGCAGUAAGUUCAUAUCAUGGCGCUGAGCAGUAGUGGGAACUUUCUCCUCUUUUGCAUGGCUUGGCAUAGUUCUGCGAUAUGUUGGGGGGGUGGGGGUGAUGAGAACAUAACCUUUGUUUAAAUCUAUGUGUGGGUUUUAAAUUUUUAUAAAGUUUAUUAACUUAUAAUAGGCAUACUUGCAUAGGAUUUUUUUUUCUAGUUGAACUUGCUCACAUGAGCUCUAUAAACCUUUUUUCAAGCUUCUAUGUGAAACUUUGUAUCGCCAUGUUCCUUUUUCUGUCAUCACGACUUGCAUCAUGUGUCUUAAGAAUCUACCGAAAAGAACUUACUGAGAUUUUUUUUUUUUUUAGUUUUUUGCAGGGAAUUGAGGCUAAUAAGUCUGAAUUGGAUGAUACUGAAGCACAAAGUAGGGAGCUAUUUAUUCAUCACAGUAACAGACACUUAAUUGCUUUGCCAGCAUUACAAUGCGUGACCACAAUUAAUAUCCCAAUGUACUGAUAAAAUGCUGCACAUGUAGCAUCCUUUAAUUGAGAUAUAUGCAUUUGGAUUCAAGAAUGAUAUAUUUUGUCCUGUCGGAAUGGCCUUUUUAAACCCAAUAGUGUGAUUAGAAAGAAGUUAAAACUGAAAUUUCCGUGCAUUUAUUCCUCUGUGAUCAAGUGUCAGUCUGAAAGUUGUGUCUUUAGAAUGAUGCUGUGUGCACCCUCUGGAUAAGCCUGGAUUAGCUGUUUUUGGUCAGCCACUUUAUUCUGAAGACAUACCAUCACAAAGUAUAUCUGGUGCUGUAACCUCCAUCUUUCUCCUGCAGGGAGUGCUGUUACACCAGCACAACGGCUAAUAGCAGCAGUGGGGAUGUCUAGUUGCAUCCACCAUUUUGUAAAAAACAAAAAAACUUCCUGUCUUUCCUCCAAACACUUGUUUUGUGAAACUUUACACAUUAAUCUUGUUCUUGUCUACUUGGUUUUUCUACAGCUUAUUACAGCACUACAGCAUAUAAAAUGGAAAAUGUGGGUUGUCUUGUGUAAUUUGGCUGCCAUCAUGUAAGAUGGAUGGUAUGAUUCAUCACCUUUAGUGGUGCCUUUUUUUAGAUUCCUGUCUUUUGAUAAAAAAAAAUAAAUAGGCCAUCAAAAGCUUGUACUUUAACAGCUAUUUGUAACACAUUUUUUAAUGUCUUGAAUGAGAACACCUCCCAACACAUUUUGUUUUUGUAGAGAUACAGGAUACUUUGUCAUGGUGUAAAUACGCUCCCUGAUUCUCUUUCAUAUGUAUACCUUUCUAAUCGAAUGAAUGACUUUUUAUUUGUCUGAAAUUUACAAUGUCCUUUUUAGUGGUAUUUUUGCAAUGUCACAGUGGCUUGUUUCAGUGCUUCAUUCCGUGUAUUAACCGGUAUCCUUUUACAAUUAAAACGACUGUAUUUCA
This is a messenger RNA of Melanotaenia boesemani (Boeseman's rainbowfish), 4005 nucleotides long. RefSeq names its product neuronal migration protein doublecortin-like. Gene Ontology annotation, biological process: intracellular signal transduction; axoneme assembly; photoreceptor cell development. Gene Ontology annotation, cellular component: axoneme. The record is from RefSeq and is a predicted model, not a curated record. The transcript has 7 exons. Lineage: Eukaryota; Metazoa; Chordata; Actinopteri; Atheriniformes; Melanotaeniidae. Bases 201 to 1253 code for a protein of 350 amino acids.